ACUAAACUUAUCCAUGACUUAGGCGUUAGUUGCAGGCCUGAAAGGGUAAUACAGUUAUGAUUUGUCUUUUUCGUAAAACGCAAAACAAUAUAGAUAAUGGUUAGUCAAAUUAAAAAUAGUCAGCCUUUUCUAUAACUGUCGAGUUAGGAAAAAGAUUAAACUGAACUAUCACUAACGUAAACCAUCCUGAAAAUACCUAAAUAUUUCUGAAACUGACAAAUACCAAUUUGUAGUUGAUUUCAUAACAUACUUCGUAAGUGAUUUUAUGCGACCUAAGUAUGCUGUCGUUCUGUUUACAUCAGUAUUCAGUAGCUAUAGUAUAUAAUAAUAUUUUUUAUAGCCCUAGGCAAAUUAGAACUAUAACAGAACUUGACUCUGUGGCAGCAGUCAUUGAGGUAAUAAGAAGGUAAUAAGAUACUUGAAGUCAGCUGUUAGACUUUUACUCAGCGUGCGUUUAUUGGUCUCUCAGUAUUGUGUUAGUAAAGCGAUUCACAGUUUACAUCAGCAUAUAGAGAUGGGAAUACCUACACUGCUAAUAAGAAACGAGUAAUUUGCCACUCAUUCGCUGAUGGAUUUGAGGGACAUCCAUCAAUUGAGAAAAUACUUUGGCGUACUUUUAUGUGCAGCAAUACUUUUCAUAUUGCUGACGAAUCAUUACUACAAUCAAGACCAACAACGUGUUCAAGUCAUCCCAAACAUUCAGAAUUCUUCAGAAACUUUACAGCAAUCAAACUCUUCAACCACAAUUUCAAAUCUGAAACCGAAAUUAAAGUUCAAUUCCCUUGCACCGACCUUUUUAAGUGAAAGUUUAAAAAGUGAAUUAGAUACUGCUCUUCGUAAGGCACAAACAACUAAGAAGAUCAUUCUUGAAUGGUACGGGGAAAAUCCCAAGACAAUCAGAUUGCAGGGUAUAUGCGGUUUGUGCGAGAUAACAUCUAAUAAAUCGUUGCUCAAUGAUAACGCCACAAAAGCUGUCGUAUUCAAUUACAAAAAAAUAUUCGCACACACAAUGCCUGAUCGACGAAACAGGAGAAGAGAUCAAUUCUAUGUUUGGCAAACUGGAGAAGCUCCACCAGCUUUGCUUUAUCUACAUCGACGAUAUUUUCAAUAUGAAGAAAAGCUAGGAUUUAAUUUAACUCAAAGUUUCCGUCGUGAUGCUGAUAUUUAUCAUCCAUACGGAAGUACAUACUUAUCACUUUGGAAGAAGAAAAAGUCGGAAUAUCAAAAAAAUUUAAACCUUAUUUUGGAGAAUAAAAGUAGAGUUGCUGUGGCUGUUAUAUCAAACUGUCAUACCAUGCCUGGAGCCAACGUUCGUUUACAAUUUGUACGAGAUAUCAAAUCUGAAGGGAUGAAUUUACACACCUUGGGUGGAUGCUUCAAAUUUCCAACUUUUCCGAAAUUAGAAAAAAAGAAGUUUGCUGAUCUAUUAAAAACUUACAAAUUUUAUUUCGCGUUUGAAAACUCUUAUCACUGUCGAGAUUACAUAACAGAAAAGUUUUUCGUAAAUGGACUAGAUGCAAGCGCAAUACCAAUUGUAUGGGGAGCAACAAAACAAGACUAUGACGCAAUAGCUCCUCCUGGAUCUUAUAUAUACGCAGACGAUUUUUCUACAGUGAAAGAACUCAUUAACUACAUUAAUUACCUCGAUAAAAACGACACAGCAUAUCUGGAAUAUUUUAAAUGGUACCAGAUGCCAUUGGAAAAACUGACAGAAUAUGGACGUCAGAUACGAUACUGUCAAUUAUGUCGUAUUUUACACGGAAUAAAUGUAGAUGACAUGUUUAAUCCGAAUUACAACGAGUCGACAUACGAAAGACCUUUAAUAUCAGAUAAAAUAUAUCCUCGUUCUGUAAAAUCUCUAUACAAUUGGUACUACAAAACUGAAUACAAAGAUUGCUUGAAAUCACCAUCAAGAUUUUACAGGGAUAAUGUAUCAUUAGCUGCAAAGACAUUAGCAAAAAGAACAUGAUUGUCACAGUUUCCUUAUUUCCAUAUAAAGCAGACUAUGAAAGUUUCUUGUGAGAAAUUUACUUACAAAAACGUGGAAAAUUAUGGCUGUAUAUGCUAUCUUCGCCUUUCCAAAAAACAUCUCGUUUCCAAGUUUCAUUCUGUUUAAGAAUUUGAAAAACGUAUAUUUCAAAGUUUGUUUACUAACAAAAUAUUGUUAGAUUUCAAUUACAAGCGACUUGAAAGCACGAUUUUAGUUUGGUCACUGAUAUACACAUAAACGGGAACAACACCCCGAUAUGUGACGUUCAAUACUGCAGUAUAGGACGUGAGCGC
This is a messenger RNA of Styela clava, 2283 nucleotides long. The record is from RefSeq and is a predicted model, not a curated record. Lineage: Eukaryota; Metazoa; Chordata; Ascidiacea; Stolidobranchia; Styelidae.